Messenger RNA from Brienomyrus brachyistius, 8351 nucleotides. RefSeq names its product metabotropic glutamate receptor 7-like. NCBI's taxonomy places the organism in Eukaryota, Metazoa, Chordata, Actinopteri, Osteoglossiformes, Mormyridae. Gene Ontology annotation, biological process: G protein-coupled glutamate receptor signaling pathway; regulation of synaptic transmission, glutamatergic. The transcript is spliced from 10 exons. The coding region runs from base 1218 to 3929 and encodes 903 amino acids. Gene Ontology annotation, molecular function: group III metabotropic glutamate receptor activity. The record is from RefSeq and is a predicted model, not a curated record. Gene Ontology annotation, cellular component: membrane.
CUCCGACUGUGUGAUACUGCAGUGUGUGAGAGAUCUGCUUUGCUCGGGAACUAAGUCUGGUAUUCUAAAAAUAAAUAAAAAAUUAACAAACAAGAUUGGAGCGUAAUAAUGUGGUUACGAGAAUGUGGUCCUGGGGGUGUAAGCGAAUAAAUUACAAAGGAUUACCUGCAAAUUCGUCCAGUAUUACCUUUUUGUGACCGGGCGGGCGGAAUCGGAGAAGACAGCCCGGGGCCGGGAUGCGCGGGCUGCAAACUUAAUGAAGCUUUACGCCCUUUCAUAUCAGGAGGCGAGCACCUCCAGAAAAUGGUGAAGUCUCGCUUAAGGAGACCGUCCCCGCCGCGUUCCUGACAACGUUUGCAGGGAUUGCAUAUGUGUCUCUUUCGUUUGGCGAGCCUUUAUCUAAUUGUGGGUGGACAGCACAGAGCCGUCGUUACUCUGAAUUUGUCCUCAUAUCGCAAUGCACUUAUCUUUCCUAGCUCAGCGCAUUUUGGGGGGGGAUCCUUUAAAAAUGAGAUGGACUGCAAGACGAGGAUAGGCUACUAAUGCACGGGAAUUAUUUUCAAAACAAGAAAGGAAUAUUACCCAAAAUUCAAAACGAUAUAAAGUUUGCGUGUGGGGAGAAGAGGAAAAAAAACGUAGAUUCUUUUUUCAGCCGUAAUUACACGAAUUCAUACAUGGUUCUUUUUACGGGAAAUACAGGAUGCAUCUGUACGAAUGAUAACUUUUUAUACUUUUCCCCCAGCUGGUAAGAGAAACUACCAUAUUUGUCUAUUUUUCUUUUAUACCAUUAUUUCCUUCCUAUGAAGACAGUCGUGAUAGGCUUUCAAGGAGUGGAGUUUGAUGAUACAGAGCUCCGAGGCAUCACAUAUAUCUUUGCACUUUUUGCGUUAUCUCUAGGAUAAACUCAUCGCCGAUAAGCACAUCUGAUAGAAAUUUUGCUGCAUUUCCAUGCGUCUCGAACUGAAAGAUUUCCUAGGAAUGGGUCCCUAAAGCAACAAGCGACGCUGGAGAAUGUGACGCCGGGAUGAGGUGCGCGCAGUUUGGCUGAAGAUCUCUCCACUUAUUUUUUUGUAUAUCCUUUCCAGCUAUUUGAUAACAGCAAUAAGUGGCUAUUCCAAUGACCUCGGAUCGAAAACAUUUGCAUUGCUUAUAACGAUACCUAAGCAUCUUUGGUUCCCGAGGUUUUAGUAAGUGGCUGCGAAGAAAGGACUGUGGUGAUGGCCAUGACCAGUUUAGGAAUUAACCGGAGAGCGUUUUGGGUGACGGCAACGCUUUUAGGAUUGACACUUUCGCAGGAAAUUUAUGCUCCCCAUUCAAUCAGAGUAGAAGGGGAUUUGACCUUGGGGGGACUUUUUCCCGUGCACACCCGGGGUUUAAACGGGCUGCCUUGCGGCGAUUUAAAGAAGGAGAACGGCAUCCUGAGACUGGAGGCUAUGAUGUACGCGUUGGACCAGAUUAACAGCGAUGACGAGAUUUUGCCCAAUAUCACCUUAGGUGCGCGAGUGUUAGACACGUGUUCGAGGGACACCUAUGCCCUGGAGCAGUCCCUUACUUUCGUGCAGGCGCUUAUACAAAAGGACACCUCGGAUGUGAGGUGCACCAACGGUGAGCCUCCGGUGUUUGUCAAGCCCGAGAAAGUGGUGGGAGUGAUCGGCGCCGCGUCCAGCUCCGUGUCCAUCAUGGUAGCAAACAUUUUGCGUCUCUUUCAGAUUCCACAAAUCAGCUACGCUUCCACCGCCCCGGAACUGAGCGACGACCGGCGCUACGACUUCUUCUCCCGUGUGGUGCCCCCCGACUCGUAUCAGGCCCAGGCCAUGGUGGACAUCGUCAAGGCCAUGGGAUGGAACUACGUGUCCGCGGUGGCUUCCGAAGGCAACUACGGCGAGAAAGGGGUCGAGGCUUUCAUGCAGCUCUCCCGCGAAGCAGGCGGCAUCUGCAUUGCUCAGUCCCUCAAAAUCCCGAGCGGCUACAAGCAGGCCGACUUCGACAAGAUGAUACGGCAGCUGCUGGAGACACGGCAGUCCCGGGUCGUCGUCGUCUUCGCCAGUGACCUGGACAUCCAAGAGAUUCUCAAUGCAACCAAGAGAGCAAAUCUGGUUGGACACUUCCUCUGGAUUGGGUCUGACAGUUGGGGUGCGAAACAGAGUCCCAUUUCCCAACUGGAGGAUGUUGCUGUGGGGGCCAUCACCAUUCAGCCCAAAAGAUCCACCAUUGAAGGAUUUGACACCUACUUCACCUCCCGCACCCUGGAAAACAACCGCAGGAAUGUGUGGUUUGCUGAGUUCUGGGAGGAGAACUUCAACUGUAAGCUGAUGAGCUCUUCCAAGAAAGAGGACACCAGUCGCAAAUGCACAGGCCAGGAGCGGAUCGGCACCGACUCAUUUUACCAGCAGGACGGGAAGGUGCAGUCCGUGAUCGACGCGGUGUACGCCAUGGCUCACGCCCUGCACAACAUGCAGAAGGACCUCUGCCCUGACCUUUCUGGCGUGUGUCCUGAGAUGGAGCAUGCUGGGGGCAAGAAGCUGCUCAAGUACAUCCGCAAUGUCCGCUUCAAUGGCAGCACAGGCUCUCCUGUGACGUUCAACAAGAACGGCGACGCCCCGGGACGCUACGACCUGUUCCAGUACCAGGCGGGCAGCAACAUCUCCGGAAGUUACAGGCUCGUCGGCCAGUGGAUGGACUCGCUGCAGCUCAGCAUGGAUGACCUUCAGUGGCCCAGCGGAGAGUCUGAGGUCCCGCUCAGCGUGUGCAGCCUGCCCUGCAGGAUGGGCGACCGGAAGAAGGUAGUGAAAGGCGUUCCCUGCUGCUGGCACUGCGAGCCCUGUGACGGGUACCAGUACCAGCAUGACGAGAUCUCCUGCAAGCUCUGUUCCUACAACAUGCGGCCCAACCCCAACAGAACCGGCUGUGAGCCCAUUCCAAUCAUCAAACUGGAAUGGCAUUCUCCUUGGGCGGUCAUUCCCGUCUUCCUGGCCAUACUGGGUAUCACAGCUACUAUAUUUGUCAUGGCCACCUUUAUCCGGUAUAAUGACACCCCCAUAGUGCGAGCCUCGGGUCGGGAGCUGAGCUACGUGCUGUUGACGGGGAUCUUCCUCUGUUACAUCAUCACCUUCCUCAUGAUCGCCAUGCCCGACGUGGCCGUCUGUUCCUUCCGUCGCAUUUUCCUUGGCCUAGGAAUGUGCAUAAGCUACGCGGCGCUGCUCACCAAGACCAACCGCAUCUACCGCAUCUUCGAACAGGGCAAGAAGUCCGUGGCUGCCCCCCGGCUGAUCAGUCCCACCUCCCAGCUGGCUAUCACAUCUAGUCUCAUAUCUGUCCAGCUCAUGGGGGUCCUAAUAUGGUUCGGGGUUGACCCCCCCAACACUAUCAUUGACUACGAUGAACAGAAGACCAUGAAUCCCAGUCAAGCCAGAGGGGUGCUAAAGUGUGAUAUCACAGACCUGCAAAUAAUCUGCUCUCUUGGAUACAGUAUUUUGCUGAUGGUGACGUGUACGGUGUAUGCUAUCAAAACACGGGGGGUUCCAGAGGACUUCAACGAAGCCAAACCCAUUGGCUUCACCAUGUACACCACCUGCAUCGUCUGGCUCGCCUUCAUCCCCAUAUUUUUUGGCACGGCCCAGUCGGCGGAGAAGCUGUACAUCCAGACCGCCACGCUCACCAUCUCCAUGAACCUCAGCGCGUCCGUGGCCCUGGGACUGCUCUACAUGCCCAAGGUCUACAUCAUAAUCUUCCAUCCAGAGCUCAACGUCCAAAAGAGGAAACGCAGCUUCAAGGCGGUCGUCACGGCAGCGACUAUGACAUCACGGCUCGCCCACAAGCCCAGCGAGCGACCCAACGGGGAAGCCAAAACGGAAUUGUGUGAGAAUGUAGAUGUUACCAGUCCGGCUGCAAAGAAAAAGUAUGUGAGCUACAACAACGUUGUGAGCUAAAGUGACUCUGUCGAAGGAUUAAAGUGUUGAGGCUUUACCUCCUGCUCCCGAAUAAGAAGCAGUGGAGGACCCCGGCAGGGUGUGGCCUACUCAGCUCCGAAGAUUGGUUUGUGUUAAUUUCUUUCUCUUUUAAUUUGCUGUUGUGUUUCCACAUGCAGGAGGAAAUGGCGGGUCAUAGUGUUAGCAAAGUAAAAAAAAAAAUGUAUAAUAAGGAGAAGCGCAGAGAAAAAAGGGUAAAUGUCUGUCGAGAUAUAAAGUGGAAAGUGGGGUGUAUGGUGCAGGACAAGGUGCAGAUGCUGACCAGUUUUACAUCCAUGCUGCCAUCAGAGCCGUGUCCAGUGGUCGAAGUCGUGGUUGUGACACUCGCGCUGAACAGCGCCUUCUCCCACAGAGGUUGUGCUGGUGUCACAGGGACAACUUAACUGUACUUACAAACCAUAAGAUUUCCAACCUUGCUGUGAAAUGUACAAGGUUUUUAUUUAUUUAUUUUUUAUUUUACAUUAUUUUGACCAUUUUAUUUUCAUAUGAACACAUUAUUAAAGCCGUGCUCGCCUGCUGGAAAUAGUAAUUCUAUUCUUUUUAAAAAUGAAUAUUUAUGUUAGGAAAUUGAGAACUAUGUAUGCCACAUAGUGGUGUCAGGGUAAUAAAGGGUACAUUAAUCUUAAAAUGUGUUCCCACGGACCUCAGAAAACUUUGUUUCAUUCAGCGCUCUCCAGUCAGCUUCACGUAGUACAGUUCUGCAAACGAAACACUCCGCGGUGUUCAGCUAGCAUGUGUCCACGCAUGCCUGUUUAAGUUCAAUGUGAAAAUAAAUUUCAACGGCUUUGCCAUCAGCCAGAUAACGGUAAACCUAUUGUUUUCACUUUAUUUGUUGUUUCAGUUGUUACUUUAAUUUCCUCGGAGUUUCUUACUGACUCAUUACAAUGAGAAAACGUAAAAUUAAGUUUAUUUCUAUAUUAAAAAUGAAAGCAUGUAUGUUUUCUACUGUUGUUCUAAGUAUGUUUAUGUUUAUGUGCCUGGUCUGUGAAAGAGGUUUCAGUUUGACUGAUCAUGCAAGUGUAUUGUGGUUUUGUCCAACCAUGUGUAAACAUGAAAUAAAGCCAUUUUGUUAUAUUUUCUAUUCCCAGCAAAAGAAAAAAAAAAAAAAAACUAAGAUGUAAAACUGUCAGUUUGUUGGUAGAUUUGUUUUACAGACUGUUCUGAAGUGAGAGGUAUGGGGGGCAAAGUACUGGAACGAACAGGUUGUUUAUGUGUUGUUUGAUAUCUCUGACUGUGAAACUCACCAACCAAUGACAGGUAAUAAUAAUUAGUAUGACAAUUCGUUAUGGUAUUGAUUCUGUUUUGGAUCUUUGGCUAUGGUUUCGUUUGUUUUUGAGUCACACAAUUACAGAUCACAAAAAAAAGAUUACAUUGUAAAAAUAAACCAUAGAUCUCAGUUCCAAAUAGAAAUGAAAUAUCCAUUCUUCCAUCCAUACAUGCUUUUCAGCCAUCCAUUUCCCAGCAUCCAUUUAUCUAAUUUAGGCCACGAUGAUGUGGGGGGGAAACCUCCCUUAUAGAUUGUAAGGCAGGGUAAACUGGGCAUGAUGCCAGUCCUUCAAGCAAAGUCCUUCAGUCAAAUUUCUUUAAAUCAAAAAUAAGGAGAUGAUCUCCUUCAUUAAACAAAUUAUUAAAAUAUAUGACGCAGAAGCCCUUCUGUAACCACGGGCAAACACUGAUAAGCAUUUGCUUAAGAAUAACAGAAUCACAAGACAGCAAAACUAUACGCUCUGCAAUGUGCAAAAACAUAAGCGAGUUUCAAAUUCGUUUAAUCUGCUUUUCAAUUAUUACAUCAUUAUUGCAGUUCCCUGGCGGUAUUUGAUGGUAAUUAAACAAAACUGAAAAAGGACUAUGACCCUGAAUGUCUAUUACUCCUCUUAUAGAGGUUCGGUGUAUUUUUCGAUCUCCCUUAUGCAGCCAUGAGACCCACCUAGCCGGCAUAAAACAGCCCUAAAACCCACUCUGGCCUCACGUCAGGUAUUUACAGGAUCUCACCUCCACCCCAUCUCCAUCUCUGUUUCCCUGUUUGAUGUCCUCAUGGAGGGGAUCAACAGCCUGGCCUCGGCGGUCGGGUGUGAUUGCCUUCAGCCGACUUCAAGCCAAAGAUAGCAUGCUUCUGUUUGCACAAGCAUUUUCAUACUGCAGCAACCAAAACUGUCGGGUAAAAAAAAAUCAAUCUAGUGAAAUAAAUUUAAAUGAAUUGAAAUUAAUGCGUCUAAAAUCGGAUUGAUUUAACUUUAGACAAGUGCAGAAUCCCUUUAAGAGGACAUUUACCAUUCCGAUUUCAGAAGCAAUCCCUUAAAUGGCUAUCAGCAGGCUUAUUCUGUGAGUCAGUGGCCUUUAAAUCUCUAAUAUAGUCUAAUAUAAAACUUAUGGGAAAGUAUUUUCGGUAAAAUCACUACAUUCAGAAUUAAUAUUGUAUAUCAUGUCUGCCUGAACAUGGAUUAGAUCAGAGAUCUGUAUGUAUAUUUUUCUGAAUUAACUUGAUAUUUGCCUGACUAUUUUUAGUCUUUAAAGGGAUUCGGAGCAUUAAGAAGUAUGGAACACAAUGUGGUGUACAUAUUCAUGGCUCUCCGGCGAAUUGCAUGAACCAGAUCUUUAUAAUAUUGUUUGUUGGUAUUGACAUUCGCAAAUAAAUAUAUGUUUUUUAAAUUCAUGUUUAGGAAAUAAGUUCCCAUUGUUGCACGAGUCAUAUAGCAGCACAGAUCUUGGAUACAGGUAUUGCCUUUUGGGACGGCGUGCGAUCGGGCAUAAUUGGUGAGUAGCGGCUUAUUCCAAAACGCUGCCUUAUAAGUUAUGUCAAGAGGAGCGUGGAUGCAUCAGAAAGCGGAAGAAUGCGCUCCAUUGCCGGCAGACAUUCACAGCGCGUGUGCUCAUCGGAUGUGACAGGGUGCCACAGUGAUGUGUAAAACUCCAGCACAGACGCCAGGACACACUGCCGGGUACUGAUGCAUUUAAAACGGACUAAAAGCAAUGCGAUCGACGGAAGACCGAGUGAUGAAAAACUCACGGACUAUUAAACAUCAAAACUGUGCAAUGAAGGAAUUACAUACAAAACAAAAAGCUUCAGAAGAGUGUUUUUUUUUCCACGGUGUUGUUUUACGGAAGUGUAUAUUUAUCAGCCGAGCAAUCAAUUAAUCAACCAAUCAAUCCCUGACAAUAUAAUUGGCACAGCUGGGAGCAAGUGGUGGCCGCUCGUUUCUUUGUACUGCGUUCGUGCCACAACUGCGGGGUUCAUUUUCUGCCAUUUGCUUUGCACAGUUAAUGGUUGUGUGAUAAGUGGGUGAGACAGGAUGUGCUGUUUAGUGAAUGAGAGAGAGAGAGAGAGAGAGGGAGGAUGGGAACGAAAAAAAAAGACAGACACCCAUGAGUCUAUCUCGAGGGCAGAAAGCAGUUGCCAAUCUGGAGAGCACUUCCUUCCAUUCAACUCUACUCGUUUUGUAUAGAAAGCUCAGCAAAAGCCAUUUUGGGGGGAGAUUACCGUCAACUAUUUACAUACCAUUUGCUGAAGAUAGAUGAUUAAGUAAAAUAAAAGAUUGUUUUUUAAUUAAGUUAUAAAGUAGCACUUUUUUUCCACAACGAUGUUCAUGAACUGUUAACGAAGUGUUAGAUUUUUUAUUCUCCCCCGUCUUUCACUUCAAAGGUGCUUCGCUACUGCCAUCUUGUGGCCGUGAGUGAGACUCAUGUGUCGAGUAUGAAUCACACCCCCCCACUAGGUGAGCCCUCCCGUGGGUGCCUCUGUCUCUGAAGGCCAGGAUCGUGAGUUGCUCUGCUGUGGACCAGCAUCACGAAAUUGUGUAACCAUGGAGGGACAUUGCACUUUUAUUCACACACACACACACACACACGCACACACACACACACACACGAGAAGUGUACUCAUAUCUUUCUGGGGACAAUCCAUUCAUUUCUGUUUCUAUGGGCAAAACUGUAAUCCCAAUGAUGACAACCUUAACCCAGCCCUGACCAUAACCACAAGUAACUAAACAAAAUACAAGACUUAUGGGGAUUUUUGUUUUUUUAAUUGCAGUCACAGACUUUUAUAAAACAGAAUUUCCCCUCAUGGGAACCAGAAAAAUGGUCACCACAAUGUCAAAAUAACAGUUUUUUAUACCAAUCUGGGGACAUUUGGUCCACACAAUGUAAUGUAUAUCUACACACACACACUUGUUUGUCUAAGGUAAUUACAGUGUCUCAGUUGGUGUCCUCUACGAAAAAAAGAUUGGUGUUCCAAGACUUGGACUAACAGCAAUGUAUCAAAUCGCUCUGUUCUACUCCUCCACAAACACAAGGGAAGCAAUUCCUACAUAUCUGCAAUGUGAUUGUUUUUUGUCAGAACAAUUGUAAACAACAUUGACAAAAGCCUUGAUUAAAUAUUUGACUGAC